AUGAAAGACUUCUUCUCCAAGAAGAAAAAUCUCACUAAUAUUGAAACUAUUACACUCACAGAAGGCUGUAGUGCUAUUUUGACAAACAAGUUGCCCCUUAAAUUGAAAGAUCCUGGAAGCUUUAUCAUUCCAUGUUCGAUUAACAACCAUUAUUUCGGCAAGGCUUUAUGUGAUUUGGGAGCUAGCAUCAACCUCUUGCCAUUAUCUGCUUUCAUAAAAUUGAGAAUCGGUCACAUGAAACCUACUGCAAUGACAUUACAACUGGCAAAUCGAUCUUUAGCUCAAUCUGAAGGGCAAAUCAAAGAUGUUUUAUUUCAUGUGGAUAAGUUUACUUUUUCAGCUAAUUUUAUCAUACUUGACUGCGAGGCAGACAAGGAGGUUCUCAUAAUCUUGGGACAACUAUUUUUAGCCAUUGGUCGAACUCUCAUUGAUGUUUAUAACGGGGAACUAACCAUGCGACUUAACGAUGAGCAAGUUACCUUCAGUGUUUUCGAGUCUGUUCAUCACAAAGAUAAAGCAGAAAGCCAUAUUGUCGAUGUGCUAGAUGAUUUAAUUGAGGAAGAAUUAGAAAACCAAAGCACAGUCAUUGCUGAAGAAAUUGCAGUGACAUCUGAGGCAGCUUCCUUAGACAAUUGUGGUAGUGUGGUUGAAGCUAGUAAAGUUGAAAUCAAGCAUAGAUGGCAAAUUGAAUCCUUAGACUUAACCAACAGAACAACUCUAAUUUUCAAACCAUCAAUUGAAAAAACUCCUACUCUGGAAUUGAAACCACUGCCUCCUCAUCUCAAAUACAUUUUUUUGGGUAAUCAUAAUACUCUUCCAGUUAUUAUCUCUGCAACACUAGAUGAAACACAAGAAAAGAAAUUGACUCACAUUAUCAAGCAACACAAAUAA
Molecule: messenger RNA, 891 nt
Organism: Gossypium raimondii (Peruvian cotton)
Lineage: Eukaryota; Viridiplantae; Streptophyta; Magnoliopsida; Malvales; Malvaceae
Exons: 1
Coding region: 1-891 (296 amino acids)
Source: RefSeq, a predicted model, not a curated record